This is a messenger RNA of Bufo gargarizans (Asiatic toad), 1657 nucleotides long. Its product is annotated as oocyte zinc finger protein XlCOF8.4-like. The transcript is spliced from 6 exons. The record is from RefSeq and is a predicted model, not a curated record. Lineage: Eukaryota; Metazoa; Chordata; Amphibia; Anura; Bufonidae. Bases 258 to 1478 code for a protein of 406 amino acids.
GUUAAAGCUCCCUGAACAUAACCAUAUUUUUAUCUGGAUCUUUUUUUCAUAUUUUAUCUUUAAUUGUUUACACUGGUAAUAUGAAGACAUGCUUUGAUCUGAAAUAUAGAGUAACAUGUUGAGAUAAUAAUGUGUAGGUGUUGAAUAUCUUCAGUAAUUGUGUUUUACAUGGGAUUUUUCAUUCAGGUUCCUACAAUAUAGGAUCCGCUCAGCAUAUAUCUCCUGUAUAAGAUCAUCUCCUGAUUGACCCAUCAAGGAUGGAUAGGGAUGGGGACAAGAUGGCAGAGAGUAUAAUAAAUCUCACCCUAGAGAUCCUCCUCCGGCUUACUGGAGAGGAAUACACAGUAGUGAAGAAGACCUCUAGUGACCACUGUCAGGCCCCUGUGUUUGAAGGAUGGAGAAGAACGCCAAGCCCAUUCUCUGGGCCAACACCUCACAUCCCGAUACAUGAGGGAAGAGAGAAGAUCCUAGAGCUCACCAACAAGAUCAUUGAGCUGCUGACUGGAGAGGAGUGGGAGUAUUUAGAAGGACACAAAGAUCUGUACAAAAACGUCAUGAUGGAGGAUCAUUAUCUACCAGUUAAAGAAGAGAGAACAACGCCGGAGAGAUGUCCUAGUCAACAGGAUAAUAAUGUUCCGCAGUAUGAUCAGCUUUUGAACAAUAUUAAGGCUGAAGAUACAUAUGUGAGGAGUGAUGAGCAGAUCAUAGAGGAUAUUCCCACAGAUAACCACCCAGAUGACUGUACCAGGAGUUCAGAGGAACAUCGAACAUCUUCAGAUUUUAAAGCAGGCGAUUAUGGUGUCACAGAAGAUACACAUGAAGCGCAUACCAUUGUCUCAGGUGUACCCUUGAACUUUAAAAGCAAAGAUCUAUCAUCUGAUCUUUUGGAUGGGUUCCGAUCUUCUGAUUCAUCACAGACUGUUAAGCAAAGUGUUCAACUUCAAAGAACUGACACAGGGGAGAAGGCUUUUUUAUGCUCAGAAUGUGGAAAACAUUUUAACCAUGAAUCACAUAUUGUUAUAUAUCAGAACAUUCGCACAGGGGAGAAGACAUAUCCAUGUUCAGAAUGUGGAAAGUGUUUUAAACGUAAAUCACUUCUUGUUAAGCAUCAUAAAAUUCACACAGGGGUGAAGCCAUAUUCAUGCUCAGAAUGUGGGAAAUGUUUUAUCCGUAAAUCACAACUUAUUCUACAUGAGAGAAUUCACACAGGUGAGAAGCCAUUUUCAUGUUCAGAAUGUGGAAAAUGUUUUAGUGAUAAAUCAACACUUGUUGUACAUCAGAGAAUCCACACAGGGGAGAAGCCAUAUACUUGUUUAGAAUGUGGGAAAUGUUUUAACCAGAAAUCAUCUCUUGUUACACAUCAGAGAAUUCACACAGGGGAGAAGCCGUAUUCAUGUUCAGAAUGUGAAAAAUGUUUUAAUCAGAAAGCAGAUCUUCUUAAACAUAUGAGAAUUCACAAAGUGAAGAAGUCAUUUUAAUGUACAGGAUGUGGUAAAUGCGUUUAACCAUUCAAGCAGAUCUUGUUACACAUCAGAGAAAUCACACAGGUGCGAAGCCUCUUCCAUGUUCAAAAUGUGAGCCAGGUAAUAAAAUUCAGUCAAGUGUUAUCACACAUCAGAGAAUUCACACUACUGGUGAAGCCAUUUUCUCUUCUGGA